AUGGCGUUCGUUCUUCAUUUUGUCUAUGGUGCCGGUGUUGCUGGUGUUGCUGCUGCUAAUCUGGUCUUUUCUGAUCUAUCUGUGGUGUUUUUCUAUGGUGCCGGUGUUGCUGGUGUUGCUGCUGCUAAUCUGGUCUUUUCUAGUCUACUGUAUUUGGUGCAUGCUCGUUCUCUGGUGUCGCUCAUUCUUUGGUUCUUCUAUGGCGCUGGUGUUACUGCUACUGUAGCUAAUAUGGUCUUUCCCAGUCUACUGUAUUUGGUGCAUGCUCGUUCUUUGGUCUAUCUCUGGUAA
Molecule: messenger RNA, 291 nt
Organism: Mucor velutinosus
Lineage: Eukaryota; Fungi; Mucoromycota; Mucoromycetes; Mucorales; Mucoraceae
Gene: NSP1
Product: FG-nucleoporin nsp1
Exons: 2
Coding region: 1-291 (96 amino acids)
Source: RefSeq, a predicted model, not a curated record